Spinacia oleracea (spinach) is the source of this 2627-nucleotide messenger RNA. RefSeq names its product pentatricopeptide repeat-containing protein At5g16860. Gene Ontology annotation, molecular function: RNA binding; protein binding. The transcript has 2 exons. NCBI's taxonomy places the organism in Eukaryota, Viridiplantae, Streptophyta, Magnoliopsida, Caryophyllales, Amaranthaceae. The coding region runs from base 100 to 2535 and encodes 811 amino acids. Gene Ontology annotation, biological process: RNA modification. The record is from RefSeq and is a predicted model, not a curated record.
AAGUGAGGAGUAAAAAAUUAUUGGAGAAUUUCUCUUCAAUGUGACUAGGUGAGUGGCCAAAGGUUUCGUUAUGAGCAGCCACUAGGCAAUCCGACAUAAAUGGCUAUUUUACCGUUAAAAGCCGUUGCUAACCCGCCAAUUUCAUGGCUGUUACAACCACCAGUAGCCUUCCCUAAACCAAGACCAACUUCCAAACCCAUCUGCUAUUCUCUCUCUUCUGACCACCCUCAUCUCUCCUUGACUAAUGUGCCACUGGAUUCCGCCACUUAUGCUUCAAUUCUUGACUCUUGCACAUCGGAUAUUCUGGGUAAAUCAGUGCACGCCCAUGCCCUUAAAUCUGGGUUUCAUGGGCAUGAAUUUGUUGAAACCAAAUUGCUCCAAAUGUAUGCUAGAUGUGACUGUUUACAUGAUGCACAUAUCCUGUUUGAUAAAAUGCCCAACAGAAAUUUGUACAGUUGGUUAGCAUUGAUCAGUGUUAAUGUAAGUAAUGAAUUGUUUGAUGAUGCCUUUUCUUUGUUUUUAGAGUUGUUGUUUGCGGAUUUGUGGUUGGAUUUCUUUGUUUUCCCUGUUGUAUUGAAGAUUUGUAGUGGGCUUCAGGAUAUAGAACUUGGGAAGCAAGUUCAUGGGUUUGUGAUUAAAGCAAUGUUUGUUAUGAAUGUUUAUGUGGGUAAUGGAUUGAUAGAUAUGUAUGGGAAAUGUGGAUAUUUAGGUGAUGCCAAUAAGGUUUUUAGUACGAUGAUCGAGAAAGAUUCUGUCUCGUGGAAUUGUUUGCUUUCAGCCUGUGCUUUGAAUGGCAUGGUUCAUGAGGCAUUACAGAAUUUGGAUAAUAUGUCAAGUUCAGGAGAUUCUGUCCCAAAUGUCAUUUCUUGGAGUGGGGUUAUCAGUGGUUUCGCGCAAAAUGGGUAUGUAAAUGAAGCUGUUGAGUUACUACGUAAGAUGCAAGCACGAGGGGUGGAGCCAAAUGCACAAACAAUAGCUGGUGUUCUACCGGCUCUUGCUAAGUUACAGACACCGAGGUUAGGUAAGGAAAUUCAUGCCUAUAUCACAAGACACGGGUUUAUGUUCAACCCCAUUGUAGUGAAUGGGUUGCUUGAUGUGUACAGGAGGAGUGGCGAUAUGGAAAAUGCUUUGAAACUGUUUUCGAGAUAUUCAGUGAAGAAUAUAGUGUCCUUCAAUACCAUGAUUGUUGGAUUCUGUGAAAAUGGUGAUAUUUCAAAAGCCAAGGAUGUUCUUAACCAAAUAGAAAUGAGUGGGGUUAAGAAAGAUCUUAUAACAUGGAAUGCAAUGCUUUCAGGAUACGUUGAUAACCUCCUCUUUGAAGAAGGAUUAAGCUUGUUUAGGGAGAUGCAAAUGGUAGAAGGGAUUGAAGUUGACUCUUAUACUCUAGGAAGUGCUCUCUCUGCUUGUUCUGGUAAGGGUUCUCUGAACCAAGGAAAGGAGAUACAUUGCAAAGCCAUUAUUAAGGGUUUGAGCUCUAACCCUUUCGUGGCAGAAGCUUUAAUGGAAAUGUACAUUAGAUUUCAAGAUUUAAAGGCUGCUCAACAGGCAUUUGAUGAAGUUAUUGACAGAGUUAUAAGCACAUGGAACAUUCUAAUUUCAGGCCAUGUUGAUAACGAUCACUAUGAAGUCGCUUUACACUUGUUUUCAGAGAUGCAGAGUACGAAUAUGAGACCUGAUAUCUAUACAAUGGGAAUAGUUUUGACUGCUUGUUCUAAAUUGGCUACAAUUGAACGAGGCAAGCAGGUUCACGGGCAUUCCAUCAGAUGUGGGUAUGAUUCAGAUGUCUAUAUUGGAGCGGCCCUUGUAGACAUGUAUUCAAAAUGUGGGAGCAUAAAACAUGCAAUUAGGGCUAAUCAAAGGAUUUCAAAACCUAAUCUGGUUUCCCAAAAUGCAAUGCUUACUGCCUAUGCAAUGCAUGGACUCGGAGAAGAAGGUAUAUCUCUUUUCAAUACAAUCCUUGCCAAUGGUUUUGCACCAGAUGAGGUCACCUUUUUAUCAGUUCUUUCUGCGUGUGUUCAUGCCGGGAAUAUUGACAUUGGCAAAAAGAUUUUCAAUUCAAUGGAUUGUUGUUAUAAUGUGAAAGCUUCACUGAAACACUACACGUCUAUGGUUGACCUGUUAAGUAAGUGUGGUAAAACUAACGAAGCUUACGAACUGAUUAGAAACAUGCCAAUUGAACCAGAUUAUGUGACUUGGAGUGCUUUACUUGGAGGUUGUGUUAUUUCAGGUGAUGUGAAACUUGGAGAAAUGGCAGCAGAAAAACUUCUGGAAUUGGAACCAGAUAAUACUGGAAACUUCAUUCUGUUGGCAAAUAUGUAUGCAUUUUCUGGUAGAUGGAAUGAUUUGUUAAGAAUAAGAAAGAUUAUUACAGAGAAAAGAAUGCGGAAGAGUGCUGGGUGUAGUUGGAUUGAAGAUGGGAAUGAAGUUCAUGUAUUUACUGCGAGUGAUACAUCUCAUAGGAGAACAGAGGAGAUAUAUUCUUUGUUACAGAGUUUAACCAUGCAGAUGAAAACAUGGAUGUUUGCUGACAUAUAGCAACAGUACAGUAUCAAAUGUAAUGUAGGAGAUUAUGUCCGUACACCAGAUCUAGUAAUUUUGUAAUUCAUAAUUCGUAUUGUGGGAAGUGA